UUGUUUCAUGUUUGUUUACAUCAGUUUUUAUUCAAUAAUAAACACAAAUGAUAUCAGAUUUUGCCAAAGAGAAGGUCUUCUGGACCAGAAAGAUGAAUCUCAAAUUAGUAAAAUACAUACAGAGUAAACCCAACAUCUGGAAUCCGAAGCAUCCCAAAUAUACUUCCGUGGAGUAUAGGGACAAAACUUACGCAGAAUUUGCAGAGAAAUACGGCAAUGAGUUCACAGGGCAGGCUGUGAAAGACCGGUGGACGAAUAUUCGGUCUACUUUUGCUAAUUAUGUGCGGAAAAUUACCGCCAGUCGGGUGAAAGGCGACGGUGAGGAGUAUAAAGUCAACUGGCCUCUAUGGGAGCCCUGUCAGUUCUUAAUGAAAGUUAACAGGAGAGCCAAAGCUGAUACAUCUACUAGUAUUGCCGAGGAAAUUGAGGAUGUUGUUGAUGAGACAAAGGACAACAGUCAACUAUCCACCAAAGAAGAUGAAUGGAGUAGUGAUGACAAUGACGCAGUCUCAGAUACUUCUGCUACAAACACUAACUGCACAGCUAUAGCUAAUAACUUAAUUACUGUAUUCAAAGGAGUCCAAAAUGACGCCUUCGGUCUAGACAAUUCUAGAAAUGCAAAAAUAGGCAGAGCAGUGAAUAGAAAACUGUCACAAAUGAAUUCUUAUGAUGCAGCUACGAUGUCACAUAAAAUUAUGGAAAUAUUGUUGCUCUAUGAUGCGAAUAAUCCAUUGAACCCAAAUACAUUAAAGUCUGAUUAUAUGUAAUUAAA
Molecule: messenger RNA, 772 nt
Organism: Cydia fagiglandana
Lineage: Eukaryota; Metazoa; Arthropoda; Insecta; Lepidoptera; Tortricidae
Exons: 3
Coding region: 48-767 (239 amino acids)
Source: RefSeq, a predicted model, not a curated record